AUGGGCCAGAUAACAAACAACUUGCCGCAAAGCGCGUGUGGCACCAAGCGCACGCCACCUUGUUUACGACCUCUCCCUCCAUCAUCCCAAUUCGGUGCUCGUAAACAUCGCCCGACGGAAAUUAGUCGAAACAUGGACCCCGCCCCAUUCACUCCCUCUCUGCCCACCAAUCCACCGGGAGUUCGAGGAACCCUUUUGGUCCUAGACCGAAAUCCGCGUGUCUUUAGGCUGCCUCACGCUCAUUGGUCGGCAAGAAAAUUCGCCAGGCACGCAGCCGCUCAGCAGACAGUGUAUAAAGAGGGGGGUUUGUUGGUCUCCAGCCAGGAGAAUGGUGGAUCCCCUGCUGGAUCUAACGCCCCUCGCACCCCGCUCAUGGGUGCAACCAUCCGUGGCCUCCAACAGCUGGGAGGCUUGCGAGGCCCAGGUGUCAGAGCUACUUCUGUCUCGGGCCGCACGCGAAACGACCGUUUGAUUUCACCCCGAUCUCGAACCCCAUCAACAUCUUCUGUCGACAGACGUAUGGAAGAUGAGAGUUCGCAGGUCUUUGAUCUAAUUGAUCAAAGAUCUUCCAGACCCCUUGGGCCAAACAAAGCUGUUGUCUUUGAGGAUGCUGUCUCCAAGGCAGGUCUGGACGCGGUACACCGCGAGGCUGCUCUAGCCAACUCCGAGGCACAAGGUGCUUUCCGUCACAUUGUCAUCUGUGUCGGUCAAAGUCAGAUCAUGUUCGACAUGUCGAACUUGUCCGCGAAGAUAGUCAAUAUUUCCAAUCAAGUCGCGGGGGUUUUGGAGCAGGUCGAAGCUGCUUUGGUUAAAGUGGAAAGCAUUUCCAUGAAGGUUGAAGGUAUCAUUGACCACGUCACAACCCUCACUGAGCUGGUUCAAUCUGGCCCCAACGUUCAGGCUACUCCCAAUGCCGCUUUAGGGGGCAAUCCACCGGUGCCAAAUGGUGAAACUUGGUCCGUGGCCCCCGAACUGAGGGCCGCGAUCAUCACCACAGCUCACCGCUUCAUAACGCAACCCAGCCUGGAGUCCUAUACGUCUUUGGAGACCCCCGAGCACGAGUGGCUUGCACACUCGCUGUUCAAUUGCAUCAAGACUGCUGUCCGUCAACAUGCUCCGGUCACCCAUUUGCUUCCUCCCCAAGUCAACGGGAACGUGGCUAAACAUAUUCGUGAGAGGCUUCAUCUGCUGCUUUUGACCGGCGUUUACGAUCCGAAAAACCCGGUUGUGCACGGUGCAGUUCCCAACCUCAAGACACUUGUGCAUCGAAUCGCAAUCAAAUUAGGCCAAGCUGGUGACCACGUUGACUAUGAGUCGGUUUGGGCUCAUACGAGCGAGCUUGCUCGCUGCCGAAUUGCGUAUCUUAGACGCGAGGCCGUCCGUAUCUUUCAAAUCGGCAGGGGUUCAAGCUCAAUCUGGGCCGCUGUGGACAACCAGUUGCAUGAUUUACGUCGCCGAGGCAAUGAGUAUACCGCAGCGUUUUACAACAUCGUUUAUGAGGAUGAUUGUUCUGCGUUUGACGGCCAAACCCGGUUUGAAACCGUUUCCGAAGUGUCGGAUUUCCGGUUGCCGGUGGAAGAGGAGGUCAACGCGGCCAUCUUGGUCCAAGCUAACAACGUCGAGGCAGCUUGA
This is a messenger RNA of Melampsora larici-populina 98AG31, 1632 nucleotides long. RefSeq lists its product as uncharacterized. The transcript is spliced from 11 exons. Lineage: Eukaryota; Fungi; Basidiomycota; Pucciniomycetes; Pucciniales; Melampsoraceae. The coding region runs from base 1 to 1632 and encodes 543 amino acids. The record is from RefSeq and is a predicted model, not a curated record.